AUGCGAUCUGAUCUAGUCAUAAUCCGACCCUCCUUUGGCACAGCCAUCGCUGCAGCCAACACAUUGUUCUACAACGACACGAUGAGGCUCCUUCGAAGCAUACAGAAGUACAUCCGAGACAACGUCUACCCUGACUUGCCUACCGACGGUUGCAGCUUUGUGGUUGAAUUCCCUGGCAGCCAAUCGAGAAAGGUAGCGACUUCUCAGAUCAACAAGAUGCAUAAGACCUGGAUGCUUGAGCAUGUCGGACACCUUCUGGACUCUGGCCUUACUGGUCUCGGGGAAAACAGCGGGAAGCCAAUCGACAUCCUUGUCAUUGCCUUGUACAAAGCCCAAGUCACUGAGUUGCGAAUGGAGAUCAAAUCUCUCAUCAGCCAAGGCCGCUUUGCGAAAGACAUCUUGACCCGUCUCAAAGUCAAGACUCUUGAUGAUGCCGAAGGAGAUGAAGCCGACAUUGUUUUCGUAGACUAUGUCGCUGUCAAUCACCCUGGCUUCACUGCUGAGUCCUUCCGCGGUACAUUGGCUCUCACUCGUGCUCGUGGCAUGACACUCUUGUUGCUCAAUCGCGGUACCUUCGUUGGGUAUGAGCACCGCAAGGAAUCCAUCAAGCGUGCAAACCACCUAUACCGCAUCCACAACUGGCAUGCAAGUCGUCAGCUCGUUCAACGCUUCUCGGGCUGCCUCAACUGCGAAUCGCUAUUGCACUCUACAAAUCAAUGCAAAGGAAAGGCACCCGCUGACAACAACAAUAACAUUGCCGGCCCCAAGAACGCCCGUCAUGCGGUAAAGAAGGACACAAUGCCGCCACUUGCCCAACCCGGCUUAUUGCGAGGUUGGAGACGGGAUGGCGGCUGGAUGGCGGUUGAGUAG
Fusarium vanettenii 77-13-4 is the source of this 870-nucleotide messenger RNA. RefSeq lists its product as uncharacterized. The transcript has a single exon. NCBI's taxonomy places the organism in Eukaryota, Fungi, Ascomycota, Sordariomycetes, Hypocreales, Nectriaceae. The record is from RefSeq and is a predicted model, not a curated record. Bases 1 to 870 code for a protein of 289 amino acids.